Messenger RNA from Benincasa hispida (wax gourd), 1982 nucleotides. The record is from RefSeq and is a predicted model, not a curated record. NCBI's taxonomy places the organism in Eukaryota, Viridiplantae, Streptophyta, Magnoliopsida, Cucurbitales, Cucurbitaceae.
CUUCCCUCCGCCAUUCAAAUCACUCCUCUCAAAUUAAAAACACCUCUCUCUCUCUCUCUCUCUCUGUUUUUCUGAUGGGUUCUUUGAAGCUGCGGCCGUCGACGACGGCGCUGAAAUGGCUGGGAUUUGUCUCCGCCGUGUGGGUUCAGGCCAUUUCCGGCAACAACUACACCUUUUCAAACUACUCCGACGCCCUGAAAUCUCUGAUGAAUCUUACCCAACUUCAACUCAACAACCUCUCCGUCGCUAAAGACGUCGGAAAAGCCUUCGGACUUCUCGCCGGAAUCGCUUGUGACCGGUUUCCCACUUGGGCGAUUUUGCUUAUUGGAUCUCUUGAAGGUCUUAUUGGCUAUGGCGUUCAGUGGCUUGUUGUUAGCCAGAGAAUUUCUCCUCUUCCUUAUUGGCAGAUGUGCAUCUUCUUGUGUUUGGGCGGAAACAGCACAACAUGGAUGAACACGGCGGUGCUAGUAACCUGCAUCAGAAACUUCCGGAAGAAUCGCGGCCCAGUUUCCGGCAUUCUCAAAGGCUACGUCGGCCUCAGCACCGCCAUUUUCACCGAUCUCUGUUUUGCUCUGUUUUCUUCCAACCCAUCUCCCUUCCUCCUCAUGCUCGCUUUCGUCCCCUUCGCCGUCUGUCUCUUCGCCAUGUUCUUCCUCCGUGAAAUCCCACCUCCACCCUCCACCACCGCCGCCGAUACCCAACAAGAAUCCGAUUACUUUUCCGUCUUCAACGCUCUAGCCGUCGUCGUCGCCGUUUAUCUCUUAUGCUUCGAUUUCAUCAAGAACUCCGGCAGACUCAUCUCUCAAUUGUUCUCUUUCGGCCUUCUGUUUCUCCUCGGAUCCCCUUUGGUUAUCCCGAUUUACUCGUUUUUCAAGAGCUGGAACUCGAAUCGAGACCGAUCGGAUCUAGAGGCCAGAAUUGAGGAGCCGCUACUGAAGGAAGAAGUGGUAACAGAGGCGGUGAAGGAGGAGGCAGGGGAAAUUGCAAAGGAAGAACAGAGACUGCCGGUGAUCGGAGAAGAACAUACGAUUUUUGAAGCGGUGAAAACGAUUGAUUUCUGGGUGUUGUUCGUGUCGUUUCUGUGUGGAGUUGGGACUGGAUUGGCGGUAAUGAACAAUAUGGGUCAGAUCGGAUUGGCUCUGGGUUACGCCGAUGUUUCCAUGUUCGUCUCUCUCAUAAGUAUUUGGGGAUUUUUCGGCCGGAUUCUUUCCGGUACACUUUCCGAGCAUUUUCUCAAAAAAGCAGGCACACCAAGGCCUCUAUGGAAUGCUGCAUCCCAAAUUCUAAUGACCGUUGGAUACGUUUUGAUGGCCAUGGCAAUGCCGGGUUCUCUCUACAUCGGCUCGGUCAUCGUCGGGAUAUGCUACGGUGUUCGUCUCUCCAUCACCGUCCCCACCGCCUCAGAGCUCUUCGGUCUCAAAUACUACGGUCUAAUCUACAAUAUUCUCAUCCUCAACCUCCCGAUCGGCUCCUUCCUCUUCUCGGGCCUCCUCGCAGGGUUCCUCUACGACAUGGAGGCGACCCCGAUCGAGGGCGGCGGGAACACGUGCAUCGGAGGGCAUUGCUAUAGAAUUGUGUUUCUUGUGAUGGCCUUGGCUUGUAUAAUUGGCUUUGCUUUGGACAUUUGGUUGGCGUUCAGAACCAAAGAGCUUUAUUCUAAGCUUAAAGCCAACAAGAAAACAAAGAAGGGAAACAACAAUAACAACUCCUAGAAUGGAAAAAUUAAGAAUUAAUUGGUGGAUUGAUGGGAUUUUUACCCAAUGACAUCCCCCAAUUUAUAUAUAUAUAUAUAUAUAUUGGUUUUUUCUUUUUGAAAUUAUCAUUUUUUAGUUUCAUUGUUGAAUUUAUAUCAUUAGAUUGUAUAAGCAAGUUUUGGAAUUAUCUCUUUCCCCAUUUCUUGUAGUGAGUAAUUUGAGUUGUACUUUUAAUCAUGAAUUUUCUUAAAUAAAUAAAUAAAAAAUAUCCAAAUUUGUACAUUGCAA